Messenger RNA from Budorcas taxicolor (takin), 3933 nucleotides. It is a transcript of the gene ACTN4, whose product is annotated as actinin alpha 4. Gene Ontology annotation, molecular function: actin filament binding; calcium ion binding. Bases 66 to 2801 code for a protein of 911 amino acids. Gene Ontology annotation, biological process: muscle cell development; actin cytoskeleton organization. Gene Ontology annotation, cellular component: cortical actin cytoskeleton; cell junction; cell projection. The record is from RefSeq and is a predicted model, not a curated record. Lineage: Eukaryota; Metazoa; Chordata; Mammalia; Artiodactyla; Bovidae. The transcript has 21 exons.
GCAGCGGCUCGGGCAGAGGGGCGGGAGCAGAGGCUGGAGCGGACGGGCUCGGGAGAGGCGGCGGAAUGGUGGACUACCACGCGGCGAACCAGUCGUACCAGUACGGCCCCAGCAGUGGGAGCAAUGGCGCUGGCGGCGGGGGUAGCAUGGGAGACUACAUGGCCCAGGAGGACGACUGGGACCGGGACCUGCUGUUGGACCCGGCCUGGGAGAAGCAGCAGCGCAAGACCUUCACAGCCUGGUGCAACUCCCACCUGCGGAAGGCGGGCACGCAGAUCGAGAACAUCGAUGAGGACUUCCGAGACGGGCUCAAGCUCAUGCUCCUCCUGGAGGUCAUUUCAGGGGAGCGGUUACCUAAGCCGGAGCGGGGCAAGAUGAGAGUGCACAAAAUCAACAACGUGAACAAGGCCCUGGACUUCAUCGCCAGCAAAGGUGUCAAGCUGGUCUCCAUCGGGGCGGAAGAGAUUGUGGACGGCAACGCGAAGAUGACCCUGGGGAUGAUCUGGACCAUCAUCCUCAGGUUCGCCAUCCAGGACAUCUCUGUGGAAGAGACCUCUGCCAAGGAGGGGCUCCUCCUCUGGUGCCAGAGAAAGACGGCUCCGUACAAGAACGUCAACGUGCAGAACUUCCACAUCAGCUGGAAAGACGGUCUUGCCUUCAACGCCCUGAUCCACCGGCACAGACCAGAACUGAUCGAGUACGACAAGCUGAGAAAGGACGAUCCCGUCACCAACCUGAACAAUGCCUUCGAAGUGGCUGAGAAAUACCUCGACAUUCCCAAGAUGCUAGAUGCAGAGGACAUCGUGAACACGGCCCGGCCCGACGAGAAGGCCAUAAUGACCUAUGUGUCCAGCUUCUACCAUGCCUUUUCGGGAGCGCAGAAGGCUGAGACCGCUGCCAACCGGAUCUGCAAGGUGCUGGCCGUCAACCAGGAGAAUGAGCACCUGAUGGAAGAUUAUGAGAGGCUGGCCAGCGACCUCCUGGAGUGGAUCCGGCGCACCAUCCCCUGGCUGGAGGACCGCGUGCCCCAGAAGACCAUCCAGGAAAUGCAGCAGAAGCUGGAGGACUUCCGCGACUACCGGCGGGUCCACAAGCCGCCCAAGGUGCAGGAGAAGUGCCAGCUGGAGAUCAACUUCAACACGCUGCAGACCAAGCUGCGCCUCAGCAACCGGCCCGCCUUCAUGCCCUCCGAGGGCAAGAUGGUGUCGGACAUCAACAACGGCUGGCAGCACCUGGAGCAGGCCGAGAAGGGCUACGAGGAGUGGCUGCUGAACGAGAUCCGCCGGCUGGAGCGGCUCGACCACCUGGCAGAGAAGUUCCGGCAGAAGGCCUCCAUCCACGAGGCCUGGACCGAUGGGAAGGAGGCCAUGCUGAAGCACCGGGACUAUGAGACGGCCACCCUGUCGGACAUCAAGGCCCUCAUCCGCAAGCAUGAAGCCUUCGAGAGCGACCUGGCCGCCCACCAGGACCGCGUGGAGCAGAUUGCCGCCAUCGCCCAGGAGCUCAACGAGCUGGAUUACUACGACUCCCACAAUGUCAACACGCGCUGCCAGAAGAUCUGUGACCAGUGGGAUGCCCUUGGCUCUCUGACCCACAGUCGCAGGGAAGCCCUGGAGAAAACGGAGAAGCAGCUGGAGACCAUUGACCAGCUGCACCUGGAGUACGCCAAGCGGGCGGCCCCCUUCAACAACUGGAUGGAGAGCGCCAUGGAGGACCUCCAGGACAUGUUCAUCGUCCACACCAUCGAGGAAAUCGAGGGUCUGAUCUCAGCCCAUGACCAGUUCAAGUCGACACUGCCGGAUGCUGACAGGGAGCGGGAGGCCAUCCUGGCCAUCCACAAGGAAGCCCAGCGGAUCGCCGAGAGCAACCACAUCAAGCUCUCAGGCAGCAACCCCUACACCACCGUCACUCCCCAGAUCAUCAACUCCAAGUGGGAGAAGGUGCAGCAGCUGGUGCCCAAGCGGGACCACGCCCUCCUGGAGGAGCAGAGCAAACAGCAGUCCAACGAGCACCUCCGCCGCCAGUUUGCCAGCCAGGCCAACAUCGUGGGGCCCUGGAUCCAGACGAAGAUGGAGGAGAUCGGGCGCAUCUCCAUCGAGAUGAACGGGACGCUGGAGGACCAGCUGAGCCACCUGAAGCAGUAUGAGCGCAGCAUCGUGGACUACAAGCCCAACCUGGACCUGCUUGAGCAGCAGCACCAGCUCAUCCAGGAGGCCCUCAUCUUCGACAACAAGCACACCAACUAUACCAUGGAGCACAUCCGGGUGGGCUGGGAGCAGCUGCUCACCACCAUCGCCCGCACCAUCAACGAGGUUGAGAACCAGAUCCUCACCCGCGACGCCAAGGGCAUCAGCCAGGAGCAGAUGCAGGAGUUCCGGGCGUCCUUCAACCACUUCGACAAGGACCAUGGCGGGGCGCUGGGGCCGGAAGAGUUCAAGGCCUGCCUCAUCAGCCUGGGCUACGACGUGGAGAACGACCGGCAGGGCGAUGCCGAGUUCAACCGCAUCAUGAGCGUGGUGGACCCCAACCACAGCGGCCUCGUGACCUUCCAAGCCUUCAUCGACUUCAUGUCGAGGGAGACCACCGACACAGACACGGCUGACCAGGUCAUCGCCUCCUUCAAGGUCCUGGCUGGGGACAAGAACUUCAUCACAGCCGAGGAGCUGCGGAGAGAGCUGCCGCCCGACCAGGCCGAGUACUGCAUCGCCCGCAUGGCACCCUACCAGGGCCCCGACGCCGUGCCCGGCGCCCUCGACUACAAGUCCUUCUCCACAGCCCUGUACGGAGAGAGCGACCUGUGAGGCCCGCUCGGAGCACCCCCGAGCAAACGGCCCUCCCUCACAGCCUCCCAGAGGGGCUGGGGAGCCCCUCCAUCCCACCUCCCCACCGCGAGGGCCCCGGCCGCUCCUCUGACUCUGUAUCUAUGCAAAGCACUCUCUGUCAGUCUUGCUGGGGGGGCGGGUGGGCAGGGAGGGGCUGGGGCAGGCUCUCUCCUCUCUCUCUGUGGUCGGCCGCAAGGCUCUCCCUCCCCCUGGAUGGGGGCCGGGGAGGCUUACCGGGGUCAGCGCUUCUGGUCUGGUAAAUAUAUAUGAUGUGUUGUUUCCUUUUGGGUUUUUUUUUUUCUAACUUUGUGGAGGGAACAGUGGAUCCUCACAGCAAAACAGGCCCCCUCCAAGCCCUAGAAACGGCACCCCCACCCCUUCUCCCCCGAGGUCCCUUCAAGGCCUCCUACAUCCAGGCCAAAGCCCGACGUGCCUUGUUCAGGAACCGCCGAACCUGCAAUGGGCCCCGCAGAGGGUGCCCGGGCCGCCCGGCAGGAAAGAGGACCUGCCUGCUCCAUCUCCCCUCCCCUCCAGCUUGGCGUUGCCAGGACGUGAGGGGCUUCAGCUCAGUCCCCCCUCUUCUGCGAUAGGAGUGGGGCCAGGCAGACGAGCCUCCGGCCCUCAUCCCGACACUCCCCUCUUUGCUUUGUCUGGACCUGUGUAUCUCUUCAGAUUUUCUAAGGACCACCCUCCUUCCCCAAACUGCGCCCCCCUCCUCUUGACACACACACACACACACACACAAAUUCACACAAAAAAAGCUAUAAAAUCAAUCUUUCAGAGAAUUACUAUUUACUUUAUUAACUUACGGAUUUAUUAUAUAAAUAUAUAUUCACCUAGCAACAUAUCUCCGCCGCCUCUUGCUCUCAUAAUGAAGACAUAGCUGAUUGGCUCCCCUCCCCCAGCCCCUCACCGAUUCUCUCUGAUGUCUGCCGUCGGGCAUGGGUCUCUGGGGACCCUCCUGAGGUGGAGGGUGGGCUGCUGGCCUAGUUGCCUGUUAGUGGAUGGUUUUGCUCUCCCUUCCCUAACCGCCCCGCCCCCCCCCCCCCCCCGCCUUAUUUUUUUGAGUUUAUUCUUGAUUAUUUUUUCCCAGUUUCUGGAUAAACCUCCC